Molecule: messenger RNA, 747 nt
Organism: Eimeria maxima
Lineage: Eukaryota; Apicomplexa; Conoidasida; Eucoccidiorida; Eimeriidae
Product: emp24/gp25L/p24 family domain-containing, transmembrane protein, putative
Exons: 5
Coding region: 1-747 (248 amino acids)
Biological process (GO): Golgi organization; intracellular protein transport; endoplasmic reticulum to Golgi vesicle-mediated transport
Cellular component (GO): COPII-coated ER to Golgi transport vesicle; endoplasmic reticulum; endoplasmic reticulum-Golgi intermediate compartment
Source: RefSeq, a predicted model, not a curated record
AUGAGGGGUUCUCAGAGGAUUUGUGGGUCGCCUGCGCUGCGAGCUGCUGCGGCCUUCAUCGUGGCGUUGGCUUGCUCCGCCUACUCUGCUUCGGCAGCGUAUUUUUACGUGCAGGAGUCGCAAGAUAAAUGCUUCAUAGAGAGCGUUCCGACUGGCGUGGCGCUUACUGCUUCCUAUAAGAACCAUGAGAACCCAGGCGUGACCUGCAGCAUUAUCUUCAAGGACCCGAGUGGCCGCAGCGCAUACAGCAGGGAGGUGCUUCCGGCAGAUGUGGAGGGGAAAGUUACCCACAUGACAACGACAACGGGGGAGUAUCAGGUUUGCAUUUCCUGCGCUUCUUCCAAGUGGUUCAAUACGCAGCUACUCAAGUGGUCCCUCUCUAUUGAGUUGGGCGACACCGACAUCAACAUUGACGACCUUGCGAAGAAGGACCAUGUGAACAGCGUCCAUUUGAAACUCCAAGCUAUUGCCCGUCGGGUGGAGGCGAUGCAGGCAGAGAAUGACUAUGAGCGAGGAAAAGUUCCAGAAGACAAGCGAGGCGAUCAACAGCCGCGUCGUGUGGUUUUCUGUGUUGCAACUGCUGCUUUUGUGUGCAUGCACCUUAGGAUAACAGACGACAUCCAGUUGGUGUUUGUGCAAGGAGGCGUUUACAUGAACUGGAGCGAUGGUCAUUUGGAGGCUCUUCUCGAGCGUUAUAUCCGGUGUACUGCUUGCCAGCCACUGCAGUCGCAAGCAAUGUUGAAGUGA